AUGUACUACUUCAGCCCCAUCACUGACACCAGCCAAUGGGAGCAACCCAGUGGUAACAGCAUCAGUAGUGGCAAGAUUGGGCAGGGCGACCCGAGCAGGUUUGCUGCUCGCAUCUGCUGGUCAAAACCAGCCAAUCCUGGAAAGUUCUGGCAUAUCUCGGAUCUGCACCUUGACCCUGAAUACAAAGUAUCUGAAGACCCUCUCCAGGUGUGUCCAUCAGCUGGCUCCCAACCUGUGUCCAAUGCAGGCCCCUGGGGCAACUACCUCUGUGACUCUCCCUGGGCAUUGGUCAACUCCUCCAUCUACGCCAUGAAGCAGAUCCUGCCGGAGCCGGACUUCAUUCUUUGGACCGGGGAUGACACACCUCAUGUGCCCAAUGAGCAGCUGGGAGAGGCAGCUGUUCUGGAAAUUGUUAAACGCCUGACCACGCUCAUCAGAGAGGUCUUUCCAGAUACUAAAGUCUAUGCUGCUUUGGGAAAUCAUGACUUUCACCCCAAAAACCAGUUUCCAGCAGGAAGCAACACUAUCUACAACCAGGUAGCGGAACUAUGGAGACCCUGGCUCAGUAAUGAAUCCAUUGCUCUCUUCAAAGAAGGUGCCUUCUAUUCUGAGAAGCUCCCAGAUCUGAGCAGGGUCGGAAGAAUUGUGGUCCUCAACACCAAUCUGUACUAUAGCAACAAUGAGCAGACAGCUGGCAUUGCCGACCCUGCCCAGCAGUUCCAGUGGCUGGAGGAUGUGCUGACCAAUGCUUCGCAGGCAGGGGAAAUGGUGUACAUUAUCGGCCAUGUGCCUCCUGGGUUUUUUGAGAAGACUCGGGACAAGGCGUGGUUCCGUCAGGCCUUCAAUGAGAGGUACUUGGAGGUGGUCCAGAAGCACCAUCGUGUCAUCGCAGGCCAGUUCUUUGGGCACCACCACACAGACAGCUUCCGGAUGUUCUAUGAUGACAAAGGUGCCCCCAUCAGUGUCAUGUUUCUCACACCUGGAGUCACACCCUGGAAAACCACGUUACCUGGAGUGGUCAAUGGGGCCAACAACCCAGGUAUUCGAGUGAUCGAGUAUGACCGAGCCACGCUGAGCCUGCAGGAUAUGUUUACCUACUUCGUGAACCUGAGCCGGGCCAACGAGCAGGGAACGCCAGAGUGGGAGCUUGAGUAUAGGCUGACAGAGGCCUACGGGGUUCCGGACGCUGGGCCCCACUCCAUGCACGCGGCACUGGACCUCAUCCACCGCGACCCCCGCGCUCUGCAGCGCUACUACGUCUACAACUCCGUCAGCUACGACUAUGUGGCCUGCAGUGAGGCCUGCCGCGCAGAGCACGUGUGCGCGCUGCGUGAGGUGGACUUCGACGCCUACGCUGCCUGCCUGCGCGCCCCCAGCGCUGCGCCUGCGCCCAGGCUCCCGCUGACGCUCGUGGUGCUGAUAGGCAUGCGCGCCCUGCUUGCGCAGUGA
Molecule: messenger RNA, 1449 nt
Organism: Elephantulus edwardii (Cape elephant shrew)
Lineage: Eukaryota; Metazoa; Chordata; Mammalia; Macroscelidea; Macroscelididae
Gene: SMPDL3B
Product: sphingomyelin phosphodiesterase, acid-like 3B
Exons: 8
Coding region: 1-1449 (482 amino acids)
Biological process (GO): sphingomyelin catabolic process
Molecular function (GO): sphingomyelin phosphodiesterase activity
Source: RefSeq, a predicted model, not a curated record